UGUUUUAUUAAACGGGUAUGUCGGAUCAUCGGGGCGUAGGAGUGAAUCUUGAUUUGGUGUUUCAACGGUAUUUACAAUAAGCACAGUAAUGUUUUAAUUCUCCUCAUAGUCUUAAAAAUUGAAAAGUCUUUCGAAUUGAAACGUGCGCCAUAUGCCAUUAGUUCAGUUGAAAGUGUGCAGGUGGAUAAACUAAUACUAGAUGAACGGAUUAAGAAUUAAGAUGCUGCACGUCCCAUGGCUGAUGGUUUUUCAGCUCGUCAUUAUAGCAACUGUGGCUUCUUACGUUCACUUGCAGAGCGCCGCUCUACAGCGUGAGAGGUAUAUCCGAGAGGUAAAUAUGCCGGAAGUCGCCGAGGAGGCUGCGUUGGACCGUACCAAGAGACAGACGACCGGAUACACGGACAGGUUUUACGCGACCCAGUGCGGCUACGAGAUCAAGGCGAAACCGGAAGGACCUAGCAUUGAGGUGCUUGGUGUCGGACUGCAGUACCCGGACGCCACAUUGAAGGCAGCAAAGUUGGUCCAUUUAAUGGUCCGCUUCAUGUCUCGGUCAGUAUUUCUGCGUCUCGCCAAUCAAAGCGCUGUAGGGCUUUUUUCAGUUCAGGCGUUACCGGCCAAUGUGUUCAACGAGUUCAAACUAAACAUGCCUCUAGAGUGCGCAGCCAACUGCCGUGUGAUAACAUUCUCGAACGGUUCCACGUACGACUGUUCGGGGUGGUGUACGAGCCCCGAGUAUCCCUACAAUAGCCCCUCGUACCCUAUCAACUACUUGUGGGCGUACGGUAACAUGUCCCGGGCAUUCGUUGUGGAAACUAAUGUCGUCUGCCAGGGAUUCAAUCCGUCAGGAGGGACUGAAAACUACCUCAUUCGGGAGUUUGGUCUGAACAUCGUGACACGCGCCCUGGAUGACGACAUCAUGUCCAACCUUGACCUUGCGUACCAAGAUUCUGUGGCGCAAGAAAGAUACAAGGACUUGAAGAACGUGUACGACUACUUUGCAAAAGGAACAUUGGCUUGGUUUAAUGGCGUGAUAAGGAAUGAUUUAGGCGGAGUCGCCUGUUCGUCGAACCCAGGGGUGGCUGGUUCGAAUCUCUGCGAAACCGGAUAUGACCAGCGGAACUAUAUCAAGCAAAAGGAUGCCAAACUGUACAAGGUGUUAAACCACGUGUAUAACAGCGACCGCGGAUAUCUUGCUGCUGGGGCGUCGACAUGUAUCUGGUGACACGCCAUCAACGAAGAUGAUACGUUACGCCUAGCAUGAUGUAGAAUGUGUAGUAUUCUUGUGUAAGCUUGCCCAUACACGUAACGUAUAUAAAGUAAUUGAGUACAAAGUAGAAAGAAGUAAUUUGAAGAUUUGAAGGUCUACACAUUUUUGUAGAAUUAGUAUUUCGCGUUUCACUCGGGGUUUCGUGAUUCCGUUCGUACUCAGCCUUUACCUAGAGUUCAGGCAUAAGACAAAGUGGAGCUCAUAUAAAUAGUUGUAUACUCAACUGACAUGGAACUGGUAAACAGUUUCAAAAGCUGCUGAGGUAUGGUAUAUUGACAGGUCAAAUAAAAAUGUGGUAGAUCUAUAUUAUAAUAUACUUCAAAAUGACCUCCUCGAGAGUUGAAACUCGAUUUCAAACUUGUUUGUAGAGAUGCUCAACUUAACUACAACCGAUUAUUGCGCAUGUAUGAUGUAAAUAUCAUAUACUUUUUACAAAAGUUAUUUGAUUUAGAGUUUGGUAGAUUUGUGAUUUAUUCGUGUAUGUAAAUGUGUAAUAGUAGGAUAUUUGAUAAUUAAUUUUACAUGAACGUGAACCCAUUAUGUGUUUCCAUUAGUCUGGAGGACAAAGUCGAAAUAAAUUAUAUACAAAACGUG
This is a messenger RNA of Dreissena polymorpha, 1861 nucleotides long. RefSeq lists its product as uncharacterized. The record is from RefSeq and is a predicted model, not a curated record. Bases 200 to 1222 code for a protein of 340 amino acids. The transcript is spliced from 7 exons. NCBI's taxonomy places the organism in Eukaryota, Metazoa, Mollusca, Bivalvia, Myida, Dreissenidae.